This is a messenger RNA of Rhinolophus ferrumequinum (greater horseshoe bat), 1001 nucleotides long. It is a transcript of the gene PIGF, whose product is annotated as phosphatidylinositol glycan anchor biosynthesis class F. Bases 141 to 800 code for a protein of 219 amino acids. The record is from RefSeq and is a predicted model, not a curated record. NCBI's taxonomy places the organism in Eukaryota, Metazoa, Chordata, Mammalia, Chiroptera, Rhinolophidae. The transcript is spliced from 6 exons. Gene Ontology annotation, biological process: GPI anchor biosynthetic process. Gene Ontology annotation, cellular component: endoplasmic reticulum membrane.
CGUCUCCGCCCCACAGGACUGCGCCUGCGCCUGCGCCUGAGCGAGGGUCCUGACGGCUAGUCGCACCUGAUGGUGGGAGGUAGUGGCUACCUUUUCCUUUGUGCGGGCUGGAGAAUUAGGUAGCCACUGAAGAAAACACCAUGAAAGAUUCUGAUAUCAAGAGACUACUGUAUAUCCAUCUUUCAUGCAUAUUCUCAGUUAUUCUAAGCAUCUUCAUUCCAUCGUUCUUCUUGGAGAACUUCUCAAUAUUGGAAACACACUUGACGUGGUUGUGCAUCUGUUCUGUUUUUGUAACUGCCGUCAAUCUAGUAUUGUAUUUAGUAGUGAAACCAAAUGCAUCCUCUAAAAGAAGUUCAUUAUCAUAUAAGGUAACCAGAUUUUUGAAAUGCUGUGUCUACUUUCUUAUGUCUUGUUUCUUCUUUCAUGUAAUUUUUGUUCUGUAUGGAGCACCACUAAUAGAGUUGGUGUUGGAAACAUUUUUAUUAGCAGUUCUUUUGUCUACUUUUACUACUGUACCUUGUUUGUGUUUGUUAGGACCAAACAUCAAAGCAUGGCUAAGAGUUUUCAGUAGAAAUGGACUUACAUCCAUUUGGGAGAAUAGUCUACAGAUCACUACAAUUUCUAGUUUUAUAGGAACAUGGCUUGGAGCCUUUCCUAUUCCACUCGAUUGGGAAAGACCAUGGCAGGUAUGGCCCAUCUCCUGUACGCUCGGAGCGACCUUUGGCUACGUGGCUGGCCUUGUUAUUUCACCAUUCUGGAUAUACUGCAAUAGAAAGCAACUUACAUACAAGAACAAUUAAUUGGAACAAAGGGAGAAGAUAUUUCUUUGUGCAGAUUCCAUCAAGACUGUGCAGAAAUGUAUAUGGUCUAAGCCAGGCAGUUCCAUUUACAGCACUGUUUUUUAUGUAGUUACAUGAUGUGAUUGUAGCUUUUUAAACUAUGAAACCCCUGAGAGAUUGUACCUUCUAGUUGAAAUAAAGUAUUUAUAAUGGAUUGUGGCU